Messenger RNA from Linum tenue, 1602 nucleotides. NCBI's taxonomy places the organism in Eukaryota, Viridiplantae, Streptophyta, Magnoliopsida, Malpighiales, Linaceae. The record is from the annotation of a GenBank genome assembly.
CACGCAACGGGCAGAGGGGAUAUGGCGAUUGACAACUUGGUCUGAUCAGUGGGGUUAGCUUUACCUUGUUAAACACGGUCAGCUCUGGUCCUUCCUUCCCUUCUUCUCAAACUCUAGGGUUCGUCGGGCCUGGGAAUUUGAUUUGUUUUUUUUCCUCUUAAGAAAUUCCACCCAAGAAGAUAAUUCAGCGAUGGUGCUGAAACAGAAGCUUCACGACGCUUUCAAAGGCACGGUUGAGAGAAUUACGAGCCCCCGCACCGUCUCCGCCUUCAAGGAGAAGGGCGUCCUCAGCGUCAGCGAGUUCAUUCUCGCCGGCGACAAUCUCGUCUCCAAGUGCCCUACCUGGUCAUGGGAAUCAGGUGAGCCCAGCAAGAGGAAGCCUUACUUACCAGCUGAUAAGCAGUUUCUAAUUACUCGAAAUGUUCCUUGUCUACGUAGAGCUGCCUCUAUUGAGGAAGAUUACAUAGCUAGUGGGGGUGAGGUUUUACUCGAUAAUGAUGACGAUGAGAACGACGCCUGGGUUGCCACUCAUGGAACACCGAAAGAGACGAAAGCUGGUGAAGAGGACAAUGUGCCUUCUAUGGAGGCCCUUGAAAUCAGCAGAAAGGGUCCUAUCCAACCAAUUCCAUCAUACUUUGGGGAUCCAGAAGAAGAUGAUAUCCCUGACAUGGCUGACUAUGAUGACCCUGACAAUCUCAUUGAAGCAGAUCCUGCAACGCUUCAAACUACUUAUCUUGUGGCAAAUGAACCUGAUGACGAUAACAUUUUGCGGACUCGAACAUAUGAUGUCAGCAUCACCUAUGACAAAUACUAUCAGACCCCUCGAGUGUGGCUUACUGGAUACGAUGAGUCCAGGAUGCUUUUACAACCCGAAUUAGUGCUUGAAGAUGUUAGUCAGGAUCAUGCACGUAAGACAGUUACUAUCGAAGACCAUCCUCAUUUGCCUGGGAAGCAUGCAUCAGUUCAUCCAUGCAAACAUGGGGCUGUGAUGAAGAAAAUUAUUGAUGUUCUAAUGUCUCGAGGUGUUGAACCAGAAGUUGACAAGUAUCUUUUCCUUUUCUUAAAAUUCAUGGCCUCUGUUAUACCAACCAUAGAGUACGACUACACCAUGGACUUCGAUAUGGGUAGCUCAAGCAGCUAGUCUCAGCAGGUGGUGUUUGCUGCAACGAGAUUCAACGAGAAGAAAGAAACUGCUGUGGUUUUAAUGUCUGCAGCUAGCUAUUUCAAUGGGUCUGGCUUCUCCUUGUAUUUUUUCUCAGCAGACAAAAUGUUGUACAUAGAACAAACCUGGGAAGACAAUUUUCUUCAGGCUUCUGCGAUAGGCAAUUCUUGUGGGGUUGUCUUGGUGGAAAGAAUUUGUCUCUGAAUGCAGUUAUUUAUUGGAAUUGUAAAAUGAAGGCAUUCGAAAAAUCGAGAAUGUUGAAAUGGAUUUCAAUAUUACACCUGAUUGCUGUGGUAUUUACUGUAAAGACAGAUUCAAGGUCAAGUCAAAUAAAAUCCUUGGGAAGUCUUUGUUCUGUCCUUUGCAUUGGGACUACAAAGUCCCGUGCUAAUAACCUUACGUCUAGGUACGAGCAUGUAUCUCUUUUCUAUCGACAUUUC